Messenger RNA from Procambarus clarkii (red swamp crayfish), 1330 nucleotides. The record is from RefSeq and is a predicted model, not a curated record. Lineage: Eukaryota; Metazoa; Arthropoda; Malacostraca; Decapoda; Cambaridae.
AGUCACAGCCCGCUGCCCACCUCCUGUUCAACUCAGUCACAGCCCGCUGCCCACCUCCUGUUCAUCUCAGUCACAGCCCGCUGCCCACCUCAUUAUAUAUCCAAUACGGCCUCUUGCCCACACCCCUCCCUCUGCUCCUGUGUCAAAAGAUGAAUGCUGUCAUACAAUAAUACAAGAUUGCACAAUGCCACGCAAGUCGAAGACUCAAAAACUAAAACAAGCGCAAGCGGCAUAUGCUCGCCAUAUUUAUCAACAACAGAAAUCUGCUUCAGCUCAAGAGCUGAGACAAGACCCAGAUUACAGUGAGUGGCAAGAAAUUAAUUAUAAACUAAAAUUGACAGUGUUAAUAACAGAUAGGAAGCUUGAGAAGUACCUUGAUUCUAAUUAUGUGUGUGAUUGUUUACAUGAUAAACUAUGUCAUACAGUCAAGAUAUCUGAUCAACAUGAUAAUGUACAAGUAACAAAAAGCUGUAGUCAUUGUAAACUUACAGUUACACGAACAUUGACUGAAAAUCACGAACAUGAUGAUGUUGUAGGUACUUCCAGUGUUUUGAAAAGACGUAAAGAUACCGAGAGCAGUGCCACAAAACGAUUGAAAUUAUUUAGACAGGACACAGAAGAAAACAGUGAAGAAGUAACAUCACGGCGCGUUCCAUGGAAGGGACGGAGAUACGCCGAUCCGAGCUCGGUUCAGGACAGCUGGCCCGACAGAGCGGACGUCCCCGACCUUCACCUUGAGACAGUGCUAAUGGUGACAGAUAAGGAACUUGAAAAGUACUUAGAUGAUAAUUAUGUAAAAUUAUGUCAUUAUUGCUCGCAUAAUACACUACGUCAUAUAGUCAGGGUUGAUGAACAUGAUGUGCAAGUGAUGGAAAGCUGUAGCAAAUGUAAUCAUACAGUUUCACGAGCGUUGAUGGGAAAUUACGAGAUUCUGAAGACAUUAGUGUACUUCAACAUGCUAAAUGGCCAAGGAUACAUGUUCUACAAGAGUAUGUGUGCCAUAAAUGGAAUGGAAUUUGUGUCACCACUGGUGUAUAGAAGGUGCGAGAAUCAUAUAAGAAAUGUGAUUAAUAUGAGAUGGCAAGAAGUGCAAGAAAACACUCGCCGUAUAAUAUUUGACCAAUAUAAAAAACAGUUAAAUAUAGACCCCAUUGAUGGCUUCCUUAACAUUGAUGUGUCCUUUAGCGGAUCUAGGAGCCCUUAUUCACAAAUUAGCACUGCUUUCCUAGUGGAAAUGUUAACAGGCAUGGUUGUGGACUUCAAUGUGUUCUGUAAAAAACCUGCAUUCAGUGCCAAAUGCUCAAGCGUAGGAAACGGAAUUGGGAAAUAA